CUAAAUUACGACCGCAAAAAUUUCACAUUUUUAGCGACGCAAUCUCGGUGGCUUUUGUUUGUAUCCUUAAUUACCGUGAACACAGAAUAAAAAACAUAUUUCAGUGUCUGCUCAGAAAACAGGAAAUGGACUCCCAAUGGAGAGACAAAAGACUCUAUCCAAUUCUAGGAAUACUCAUGCUACUUUCUCUUCUUUACCUUAACUUCAACAACAGUAACGGCAGCCUCAGUUUUCCCGUCUUUUUAUGGCAACCCAAGAUGGGAUUUGUCUAAACCGACUCCACUCAAUUCAUCAUCAUCAAUGAUGGUGAUGAUUAUGGGGAAUCAGCAUUUUAUGUUAAUGGGUGGAAUUCAUAUUGGUUGAUGAUGGAGAGUGUGUGGAGUUCAUCAAGAUCAAAGGUUUCUGAGAUGCUUAAGAGAGGAUCUCAAAUGGGGUUGACUGUUUGCAGGACUUGGGCUUUCAGUGAUGGUCAUGGGCCUGAUGCUUUGCAGGUCUCUCCUGGUGUCUUCAACGAAAGGGUCUUCAAAGGAUUGGACUAUGUGAUAGUUGAAGCAAGAAGGAAUCGUAGAAGGUUAAUUCUCAGUCUGGUGAAUAACCUGGUUGCAUUUGGUGGAAAAACUCAGUAUGUGAAGUGGGCAAAGGAAGCUGGAGUUAAUGUCUCUUCAUCAGAUGACUCAUUCUUUUCGAACCCAGUUAUUAAAGAUUACUUCAAGGCUUAUUUAUAUUAAGUUGUGAAGAGAAAGAAUUCAUUAAGUGGAGUUAGGUACUCUGAAGAACCGGCAAUUUUCGCUUGGGAGCUCAUGAAUGAGCCUCGGUGUUCAUCAAGUUCUUCUGCUCCUGCACUUCAGGUGAACCAUUGAAUUUUCAUUCUUCUUCAUAUGUUGGCAUAGAAUUUCAAAAAUAAACUAAAGGAUUUGGCUGGAAUCUGGAGAGAAGGGUGAUGGUGCUGUUUGAUGGAAGCAUUCUGAGCCGAAGAGUAUCAUUUUCUCUAGUUCUCUAUGAUUGCGGGGGUGGUUUGUUCAUAUCUGUUAUUAACAAUACCAAAAGGAUAUGCGCUGUUGUUGUUUAAGCAAAUUUUCUGGUUUGCUUUUGAAUCAAAUGUGAUUGAGAUCAUUGUAGUGCUUUUCCUUUGGCUUAAGGCAUGGAUUGCUGAGAUGGCUGCAUAUAUCAAAAGCUUGGAUAAAAGACAUCUGGUGACUGUUGGACUUGAAGGGUUUUAUGGCCUGAAUACAACUAACAAGUCAGAAGUGAAUCCUGGGAUUUGGGCAGCUUCACUUGGAUCAGACUUCAUACCAAACUCAGCAAUAUCCAACAUCGAUUUUGCAUCAGUUCACGCAUAUCCAGACAGCUGGAUCCCACAUGCUGGUUUGGAAGAGAAAACGAGUUAUCUUUCUCAUUGGGUGGAUUCUCAUAUAAGUGAUGGAGACAUUGCGCUGAGGAAACCAGUUCUUUUCAAAGAAGUCGGCUCAAGUCGGCACGUGGAUGAGAAGGGAGUGUUUGACAGAGAUGUUUUGUUGAAAACAGUGUAUGAUAAAAUUUAUGAAUCCGCAAAGAAGAGGCGGGCUGGUGCCUUUAUCUGGCAGUUAUUAGUUGAAGGCGUGGAUGGAUACACUGAUAAAACAACAAUCAUGUAGGCUGCAAAGUAUUUCUGCAAAAGACAAAGAAAGCCUCAACAGAAUGAUCCUUGCUUCGAUCAGUUGUAAAUGAGAGGAAAUGAAACACAGCAACUGUAAUGUUUGAGGUGGGAAGAAGUUUUCGGACUUGAAGACGAGGUUUUAUACUGUUCUUGGUAUGGGAGGCUCACAAGAUAUACGCUUGAAAAGAAAGAUCAAAAAGAAGAAACUGUGAGGGCGAUUCAGGUUCUAUCAAUUCUAUCCAGAUUCAAGAGGAGGAAAUGGUCUUGUUUCUGUAUUCGAACAGAGUGAAUAAUUGAUCUAUGUGGGCACAUGUGCGACUCUAGACAAGGGCUCCUUCGUCCUUGCAGUAUAUAUUUACUCGAAAUAGAAAGAACAGAAGAAGAAGAAGAAGAAAGUGUGACAGUGAUCAAGGUUUUUUUCUUCUCUAAUUUAUAUCCAAAUGUUCUGACUCAAAUAUAUGAAAGAGAUGGACAUAAAUUAGAGUUUGUGCUUGCUGUAAGACUCUGUUUAGAAGUGCAGCUAAAAUGGAUGUUUGUGAAAAAAAUUAAAAAACUAAUUAUUAUUA
Populus trichocarpa (black cottonwood) is the source of this 2202-nucleotide messenger RNA. RefSeq names its product mannan endo-1,4-beta-mannosidase 6-like. The record is from RefSeq and is a predicted model, not a curated record. NCBI's taxonomy places the organism in Eukaryota, Viridiplantae, Streptophyta, Magnoliopsida, Malpighiales, Salicaceae. Bases 999 to 1634 code for a protein of 211 amino acids. The transcript has 4 exons. Gene Ontology annotation, molecular function: hydrolase activity, hydrolyzing O-glycosyl compounds.